CUUUCUUAGGCCUACAAUUCAUGAGGUUGGAACAACCUUUCAGAUACUAUGCAGUCUAGAUCUUCAACCGGUAGGUUGACAGUCAAUCUUUAGGUCUCGCUGUACAAAAAAGGGUUUUAUGAUAUCUGUAGUGUAAUCAUUUUAUCAUGUGUACCUGCCUUUAUGAGCACUUCACUUCACUGAUAAGAUAACCACACACAUUAAGCUGUUUCCAUGUAAACAAUCCAAAACAGUAGAAGACAAUGAGUUUCAACAAAGUUUUUAACUUCAUAAUGUUAUGUUGUUAUAAAGAGCGCACAGAUUCAGAGGCCUUAGGCAAACAGGGCCCUCCUCAUAUAAACAUGGAUUUCCCUCAACUUGUUCUCCUCAAUGUUCAAGUUUAAUUUUGUGUAAGACAUUGAACACUUAUGGUGUUAGGUGUUGGUCUAAUUGACUUCUAGGGGCCCUAGACGGCUGGCUGCCUACCUUUGUUGAGUCCGCCCAUGCACAGAUCACAAUUCGUGACCGGGAUGGGAGCCAAAUUGCUCUAUGUUCUCUUUUGCUUUGAGGGAGUGGUAUGAACGAAAGCAAACACAAACUAAUCCCAACUCACUUUUCUCUGGUCUGUUUGGCUGACUGUUUCUCUUGUGCUAUCAUUACCAUUACGCAGAAUAAUUACAUCAGCUGCAGCCACUUCCAGGCAUCGAUCUGUAACUCGAAUCAAUCCUCUGGAGACACAAAGGGAUGAAAUGGUGAUCUAUGGUGGUGUAUGAGGGGAAAAACCUGACUUUCAGGCACUAUAGGAGUUCCAGUCUGUGCAAUGGUGGGGACAGUUCCUGGUAUAGCAACAUCUCUUCCUGCAAGCACAGCUUUCUAAGUGCUCUAAUGAGAUAGUGGGCAAGAAAAAAUGUCCAUGGGAUGCUUCAUGUGAGGAACGGGAAUAUGAAGAUGUGCAGCGUAUGUGUAACGAGUUUCUAAUUAAAGACUCGGCGAUGUUAGCCCACGAGGGACUACUCCUUCCGUCUGGGAGACUCAAUAAAUUGGCGAGAAUCGACGGCGAAUGUUUCGAGACGUUCAAGACGAGCGGCGCGCGCGUUCAGUGUCCACGAGGAGCUUUCACUGGAGUUUUCUCAAGUCACGGAAACAUCAGAAGGGAGUCUGACCACUCAAACUUCCCACGCUUGAGUAUAAUAAAGGACGAUUCGCUUUAAAGGAUAGCUCUCUCUCUCUUUCCCAGCUCGUUUUGCGAGCAUUGCGUGGGGUUAUAUAGGCACCGGACGCUCGAGACUCAAUAAAACACAGCGCGCGCUCAAUCGCCUCAGGCUGUGCCGAUUGAGAGAACCGUCCUCAGGACCUGGGCAGUGCGGGACGUGCGCGCACUUUGGUUACGGGAGAGAUGUGCGCGCUGCGGGCUCCGGUGAUGGUAAUGGGGCUCGUAAUGUUAAUCUGUACCUCCGCACAAAGCGAUACCAGCGCGAACAAGGUCGAAAAAACGUUCAGAUGGAUAAUGGACAUCAGGAGACAGGUGGAAAACAGAUCUGACGACGCGAGCGCGCAAAAUACGGAGAGCGCGCUUGAGCCAAAGCACUCUCAUAAUCUCAAAACGGAAAGCGGGGAAACAAUUUUAGAAAUCUUUCCCAGAGACCUCAGAAAAAAAGAGAAGGUUAUAAAACACUUAACAGGUCCUCUUCAUUUCGGUCCAAAAUGCAGGAAGCAUGUCUACAGGCUUUACCAUAACACCAGAGACUGCACCAUCCCUGCAUACUACAGAAGGUGCGCGCGACUCCUGACGCGACUGGCGGGGAGUCCGAGAUGUCAAGAGGGUUAACUUUACCAGGUUGAAGCCAAACCAGAGUGACCCAGAGAAAAAAAACAGCAGUCAAAGUGCCUUUGGACAAGAGAAGAGAAUUUAAACCAACACGCAACAUUCCACAUAAUCAGCAUAUCAGGUCCAGAACACUGCUCUGCCUCUCCGGAGAAUAGAUGUGGGAAAGAAUUGAUAGAGCAGUAAACGGACACAGAAUAAUGGGAUGCACUUGCCCAAGGACGCUAUGAUGGACUCAGCAUGGAGCCGAUGUUAAAAUACAGGACGUCAGAGAAAGAAAGCAGAAAACGCAUCUGGCGUAUUGGGUUCUGAACCUGUCUGCCAAAAAAGAAAACCAUUUUUCCAUCGUUUCAUCAUGAAAAAAGGGAUUGCCAUGGUUUUCAUGUUUUGUUCUCAGCAAAUAACCAGACUCAUCACAGUGCUGAUGUUUUGUGCGACAUGCCUCGAUGGGGUUACAGUUCAGAGCUGUGAAGAGAAACUGUCUGAGCUUUCCUUUUCUCUGUGCUAGAACUGAAACCCAGUUAACUGCAUGAACGUUUCCUUUAGCUUCUGUUUGCCAGCAGACGGGCUGAUCUUUGCAGUAAAACCGUGACCAAAAGCUUUUCGUUUUUGUGUGAGACUAUGAGUGUAUGACUGUGGAACAUAUUCAGUAUAUUUUGAUAUGUAAAUAUUGUACAAACAAGACUUAAAAAUCCUGUAACAAACAUAUAAGCGUCUGACGUAUGACUGCUUUGUUGGGAUAUGUAUAUUUAAAAGACAAUAUAUUUAAAUAAAUUAUGAUUGUUUAAACAUUGUC
Messenger RNA from Megalobrama amblycephala (Wuchang bream), 2600 nucleotides. Its product is annotated as ALK and LTK ligand 2-like. Gene Ontology annotation, biological process: positive regulation of ERK1 and ERK2 cascade; positive regulation of ERK5 cascade. The coding region runs from base 1376 to 1807 and encodes 143 amino acids. The transcript has 6 exons. NCBI's taxonomy places the organism in Eukaryota, Metazoa, Chordata, Actinopteri, Cypriniformes, Xenocyprididae. The record is from RefSeq and is a predicted model, not a curated record. Gene Ontology annotation, molecular function: receptor signaling protein tyrosine kinase activator activity; receptor tyrosine kinase binding.